AUGUCAAGCUCAGAUAGCCAAAACGCGUCGAUCGGUGACUACGAUCAAGAUGUCGAGCGCUAUAGUGAAGAGGAGAUAGACAUCAUGUCUUAUUCUCCUGAGGUCGAGCAACGACCUAGCAAAGCCCCCGAACGGGCCUCUACUGCACAGGAACCAACAAGGACGAGCGGAUCGUCAGGAUCCAGCUCAAGUGGUUCUGAAAGCUCGGGCAGCGAAGAGACCUCCACGAGUGGACGAGGUCUCCCGAGCGGGGGUGUUAGGGAAACACCUACCGGGGUGAUAGGGGAUCACCCGGAUACAGUCACCCGACCGCGUAAUGAGCCGGUCGAGGAUGAGAUGGCCGAGCCAGCGGCCGGGGAGGAUGAAGACGGCUUCCAGUUCCUCAAUAGCGACAGCGUCGCGGAAGAGAUGAGUGACCUCACCAAAGGGGAGGCUGCACGGAUUGCGGAAAGGCUAAGAGGCCGGGUAGAGUUCGACACGAGCAGGCGGCUCGGGAACGUGAUCGACCGGCACCAAGGCAAGUGGAUCGGGAUGCACUACGACUCCCUAAUGGCUCCGAUCGAGUUUCCCUUUCCCGCGAUCCUGACCGCGUUCUUGGGCUAUUACCGGGUGGUGCCGGCUCAAAUUUGCCCGAACGCGCACCGUAUUCUCGCCUGCUUCACCCAGAUUUGCGCUCAGCACCAGGUGGCGUGCUCGAUGGAGCUUUUUAAUUAUAUCUACCAGUCCCGGGAAGGACGAUGCACGAUUUCCGGAUUGCCCAGGAACAACAAGGGCUGGAAGAACCGGAUAUUCUCGGUCAAGUAUGACCCAUGGAUUCUCCCGGUCGACAGGGUAUGGAGUACCCAUUUCAGGAAACAAGUGGUGCCGGACGAGACUCCACUCCUCCGGGAGGCCGUGAUGAGAACCUCGAGCGAGGUUCAUGAAUACAAGAUCUUCCGGACGGCGGAGAGCCUUGCAGCAGCCCGGUUGCCCGAACUGGUGUAUGAGCUGAGAGAGAAGUACAAGCCGGUCCCGAUGGGAGUGGUGCCCAGAGCCCCUGCUCGGGGAAAACGGAAGGCAGCAGAAAUGGCGCCCAAGCGAAUAGUCCGCCCGAGCUCUCCUCCCCGAACCAAGAUCGCCCUGGGGAAGAAGAAGCCUUCAGCAGGCCCAUCUGGGGAAGAGUCGAUCCCGGUUGGACGACCAGUCAACCCGGUCACGCUGGUGACCGAGGAAGGGGGCGUGGUGGACGCCUCGGAAACCCUGGUCACUCGGGUGACCAGCAAGUCGAAGGGCUCGAGCUCGAGCAGGCCGGUCGAGACAUCGGCCCAAGAUGUGGCCGGAAACAAACGGCAACGGUCGGAAAAGAGUCCGAAUCCCACGAUCGGCUCCGGGAUGGCCGACGCUUCCAUUCUCUCGCGGAUCGGCAAUCUGACGCCGAUCGGUCCCGAGCUGUCCAGUCUGAGCUCGACCCAGCUGGCCGAGCGGCUGGGAUACGGUCUUACCGAGCUCUCCAGGAUCGGGGCGAUCCUUCAUGGCCAAGCUCUAAUGGCCACCGAAGCCGAUCGGUACAAGAAGUUGGCCGAUCGAAGGCUCAAGGAAAACGCCGAGCAGGCGCUCGAGCUAAAGCGGGCCAAAGACGCGCUCGAGAAAAGGGAGACCGAGCGGGCGGUCAUGCUGAAGAAGAUCACGGAGCUGAGGGAGCGGCUUAAGGGGUCGGAAGCCCGUUCGUGCAACCCUGACGAAGCAGUCAAGUACUUUUUCCGGGACGUGGCCCCGGGCAUGGAGUUCAUGCGGAAGAUGCGGUCGAACGUGAUCGCAGAUGAGAUCGUGUGGACCUUCGGCAAUUGGGCCUACAGCACCGGGGAGAAGGAUAUGCGCGACCGCACGGAGAAAAACAUGCGGGAGGCGCUCGAGGGCGAAGACCUCGAACUAGUGCUGACCACGCUCCCGAGAGCUGGUCCUGACCCUGGGCAGGAUCCAUUUGAUCCCGAGCUGGAGAUUGUUGAGCCCAGCAGGGCUGCUACUGAAGUGGAACCAGCCGGGAAAGAAGCUGCUGCCCCGAGCGACGCCGAGGCCUCCAAGAAGUGAAGACUGUAAUCCUUCUCCUUUUUCCUUCCCUUUUGUAUU
Messenger RNA from Ipomoea nil (Japanese morning glory), 2106 nucleotides. RefSeq lists its product as uncharacterized. The record is from RefSeq and is a predicted model, not a curated record. NCBI's taxonomy places the organism in Eukaryota, Viridiplantae, Streptophyta, Magnoliopsida, Solanales, Convolvulaceae. Bases 1 to 2067 code for a protein of 688 amino acids. The transcript has 4 exons.